AUGCACAUAUAUAUUUAUAUUGAGAAGUUCUCAGGUUUGAGAAUUCGGAAUCAAGUUAUCUCAUCUGUUGAGCUGAGCAACCGUAUUUCAGAUAUCCGGUUUAUUCGAUUACCGGCCAUAAAGAAUUUGUUGAAAGGGGAUACUCUCUCUGGGUGCUGGGCAACUAUUGGAGUUUUAACUGAGAAAGGCAACCAAAGAACUAGUUCUACAGGGAAGCCUUUUGCAAUCUGGAAAAUUGGUUGUUUGGAUGAAAUGACUGUUUCUCUUUUCUUGUUCGGUGAUGCCUAUCAGAGAAACUGCAAUGAGAAGGCUGGAACUGUCUUUGGUCUUUUUAAUUGCGCCGUCCGCAAGGACAACUCGGAAAAUGGAUUCUGUCUGAGUGUUUAUUCUGCUUGUAACAUCUUAAAAAUCGGCACUUCUUUGGAUUAUGGAGUCUGCAAGGGGAAGAAGAAGGAUGGGAUGGCCUGCACAUUAGUCAUUAAUAAACGUAGAGGAAUAUAUUGCACCUACCAUAGACAGAAAACAUCAGAAAAAUACUCUCUUAAAAGGACAGAGCUCAAAGGAGGGAAUUUGAGGACAGCCUUCAGGGAUCCUCUGAAGCCAGAAGGAAUUUACUUGGUCAAUCCUUCAGUUAAUGGAAUAAAAUCUUCAAAAAAUCAAGCACCAUUGAAGUUAUUGUCUGUAGAUGGGUUGAAGAAGGCCUUAAGUAAUGCAGGCAAAUUAACAACUAAUGUGUGUUCGCAGGGGAUUCGAUUCCUUGCAGAAGUUACAGCUACAGGAAAAUUGAGUCCAAAAGAACCGCUAAAUAAUUCGAACAAAAGGUUAUCAACUUCAACGAAAAAGGGUCGUCAGAUAGAAAAAUCAUAUGAAGAACCAGAAACGAAAAGGGUAAAAUUGUCGCAGAGUCAAGGAGAGAGAGUGAAUUUUGUUGGAGAAAAAAUGAUCGAAUUAGAUUUUGUUAGUUCAGAUGAAGAAGUUUGAGUCCUAAGAGAUGAGCAUGCUUGGACGUAGAUUACUAAUCAUGAUUCAUUUGGUGACUCAACUUUCGGAAAUGAGUAAUAUUUACUCUUGAAGGAAACUAAUAAUAAUGUUGAGCAGAAAGUUGUUAGAUUGUCGAGUGCCAUAUUGCACUGGCUGGCGUCUUGCGACCAAACAAGGCGGUUUUGUGUUGGAAGCACUAUUAUGCAUCAAAGAUGGAUGUCAAUUAGGGUUUUCGGAACAAUAUCACCGGAAUUGGAACUAUUUAUGUCGCAUUUGCACUCCCCUUUGGGGUAUGUCAUAGACGCUGCUGCAGUUGUGUCGAUAUUUUCUACCUUAUAAAUUACAAAAAA
Coffea arabica (coffee) is the source of this 1331-nucleotide messenger RNA. NCBI's taxonomy places the organism in Eukaryota, Viridiplantae, Streptophyta, Magnoliopsida, Gentianales, Rubiaceae. The record is from RefSeq and is a predicted model, not a curated record.